AUGGAUAAUAUAGAAGGAUCAGGAAUUACCAAUAGUAUGAUAGAAUGGUCUGAGGAUUUAGUCAGUGAAGGUUCAGGUAGUCAAAAUGAGGGGUCCGGUGAUAUGGAAGAAGAUCAGGAAGAUGUUAUAGCACCAAUUAUUACGUCUGCUGAAGAUGGCCGGCAUACGGAACUGAUUGAUCGAAUUAUUAUUACUACUUAUCAGGGUUAUAUAUUUUGCAUUAUCAAUUACUUCAUCAAUAAUUCUAAUAUUCAGUUUUAA
Messenger RNA from Brugia malayi, 261 nucleotides. RefSeq lists its product as uncharacterized. The transcript has a single exon. Bases 1 to 261 code for a protein of 86 amino acids. NCBI's taxonomy places the organism in Eukaryota, Metazoa, Nematoda, Chromadorea, Rhabditida, Onchocercidae. The record is from RefSeq and is a predicted model, not a curated record.